This is a messenger RNA of Salmo salar (Atlantic salmon), 2535 nucleotides long. RefSeq names its product rho-related GTP-binding protein RhoG. Gene Ontology annotation, biological process: small GTPase-mediated signal transduction. Gene Ontology annotation, molecular function: GTP binding; GTPase activity. The record is from RefSeq and is a predicted model, not a curated record. NCBI's taxonomy places the organism in Eukaryota, Metazoa, Chordata, Actinopteri, Salmoniformes, Salmonidae.
CAAAGCCGUUUCAUACACUUCCUCUCCUCUCCGCAAAUGAACCGACUUCCUUCAUAACGCAACCCCGCCCGCCCGACUGACAACACAAGACAACGAAGAUCCGUCCGACCAAUUCUGCCACCGAGAAGGAGAGGAGGAAGGACUAUGUUAGGUUGCUGAGGGGUGAGAGGUGAGAGUUGAAGGGUCGGCAGCACAGCAGGCAUGCAGAGCAUUAAGUGUGUAGUGGUGGGCGACGGUGCUGUAGGGAAGACCUGUCUGCUCAUCUCCUACACAACCGGAGCCUUCCCUAAGGAAUAUAUACCCACCGUGUUUGACAAUUAUAGCAGCCAGGUGACAGUAGACGGGCGCUCCAUCAGUCUGAACCUGUGGGACACGGCGGGUCAGGAGGAGUACGACCGCCUGAGGACCCUGUCCUACCCUCAGACCAACAUCUUCAUCAUCUGCUUCUCCAUCUCCAGCCCCGCUUCCUAUGAGAACGUCAAGCACAAGUGGCACCCAGAGGUGACCCACCACUGCCCCGGUGUGCCUGUCCUCCUGGUAGGCACUAAGAGCGACCUGCGUAACGACGAGGAGACCCAGCGCAAGCUGAAGGAGCAGAGCCAAUCUCCUGUCACUCAUCACCAGGGGGCGGGACUAGCCCGUCAGAUCCAAGCCGCCCGCUACCUGGAGUGUUCCGCCCUCAACCAGGAUGGGAUCAAAGAGGUGUUCGCUGAGGCCGUCCGAGCCUUCCUCAACCCCCAGCACACCACCAGCAAGAGGUCCUGUAGGCUACUGGGGGGGGCAGUGGGACAGAGGGAGAGAGAGGAGGUGUAAAAAGAGAGAGGAAAGAAGGGUGGCUAGCUAGAUGAAGAGACAGAAGGGGGUGGGCAGUUGAAACUGAAAAACUUACUUACUACAACAAUGGAAAUAAUAGGAAUGUACAUGACUAUGGUAGAAUAAUUCAGUUACAUGUAAAUAUGACAGGAGAACAGUAUUCUCUUUUCCCCCAGUGACCGACGAGCCUUACUAUUGGGAAGAGGGAGGGGCAACUGCACUCUGCAAAUGACGAAUUACAGUGGUCUGUUAUCAUGGACACUUGGGCAGUUCUGAUAGGCCAGAGCAGUGUCACUCAACGGCUUUACCAGAGACUGAUUGGUCUGUAAUGGUGGCGCCUACUUUCUCUUCCCACCCCUUGACCCUCGUCUCUUUUCCUCUUAUUCCAGCAUUAGAGCUCAGUAGAAACCCAACUAAAGCAUAUGUAAAGCAUAUUGAGAAAUAUCAUGAUGAGCCAUGCCUCUUUCACUUCCCAGAAAAGAGCCUUUAAUAUUUGUUUGUUUGUAAAUCAAAAAUGUUUCCUGUGUGUUGACGCUGACUGCCUCUGUUCAGGCCAGAGGUUAGAGGUCACAGAUGAAGCUGGGAGGCUGAGAGUUUGUGUCCCAAAAGUUGUGAAACCUUUUUUCCUUUCUUCCACGACCGCUGAUCUUCCUUCAUAUCUUCCCUUAUAUCAUAUCCCCUCCUGAGUUGUAUACUACGAAACAAGCUGGAUCUACUCAGGCUUUUAUGACGCUAGCCAGCUUCAGUUACCUUCACAUUCCAGAUCAGGCUUUUAUAAAGCUAGCCAGCUUCCGUUAGCUUCACAUUCCAGAUCAGGCUUUUAUAAAGCUAGCCAGCUUCAGUUAGCUUCACAUUCCAGAUCAGGCUUUUAUAAAGCUAGCCAGCUUCAGUUAGCUUCACAUUCCAGAUCAGGCUUUUAUAAAGCUAGCCUACUUCAGUUAGCUUCACAUUCCAGAUCAGGCUUUUAUAAAGCUAGCCAGCUUCGGUUAGCUUCACAUUCCAAAUCAGGCUUUUAUAAAGCUAGCCUACUUCAGUUAGCUUCACAUUCCAGAUCAGGCUCGUACUACUAUGGUGGAUAUUGCUCGUCCGCCUGCCGCUAACUCUUGCAGGCUGGUUACUGCGCGUGCAUGUCGCACAUGACUAGUCGAGUGCCAAACACUUCAUUGAGACAAUGCUGAAACAUCAAUCUAUGGGGGAAUCAGUGCCACAUUUUUAUUUGUGCCGAAAUCGAAAUGAAAUUAAAAAACUAUCUUGCAAAUUCAGCAGGCUAUGGUGUGAAAUAGGCUUUUAGAAGUGCCAUCUUUAUUUUAUUACUUAUCGUUAAUGCUACUUUUGUUGUGCUUUUGUGUGCUCAUCAAUCCACGAGCACCUUCUAUCUGUAGAACAGCUUGUUGCGUUGCGGCCAUAGACAUAUAAUCUAUAGUAGGGUUUUGGAACCUCUAACCCUGGCAAUUUGACUGUUACACUCAUGGUAACCUAACACAGCAGGCGUAAAAGAAACACCUGAAACUAGAUCCCCUACAUACUGGUCUCGACAAGAAGACAAUAAACUGUCCUUUUCUGCACCUUUCAACCAAUCCAGUAAAUGUGGAGGAGGUGUUAAGAUGGGGUGUCGUGCUGUUACUAAUGUCUGAAAGCGGAAGUUGCGCCACAGGCUCUCUUUCCAUUUCCCCUGAAAACCAGAACAUCCAGUUGUUGGGGACUCGACAGAGGCUACAUACA